This is a messenger RNA of Penicillium manginii, 501 nucleotides long. RefSeq lists its product as uncharacterized. The coding region runs from base 1 to 501 and encodes 166 amino acids. The transcript is spliced from 3 exons. The record is from RefSeq and is a predicted model, not a curated record. Lineage: Eukaryota; Fungi; Ascomycota; Eurotiomycetes; Eurotiales; Aspergillaceae.
AUGGCCGGCGGUGCUGCAGUUAAAGCCGCUAAGGCGGCAUCCCACGUCGUUCCACUUGCACAGAAAUACACCCUCGAGUCCAAGGGUAUCUGGGACUGGGUCCGCCGCACCCUCGCGGUCGACCCCAACCGAUCCUCCGGUGUCCCUCUGAACUCUCAGUUCCGCCUGCCCACCCCUGGCUCUAACCCCCCCCUCUCGCCUACGACGACCCCCACCAUCACCCAGGCCGACGCCGUGUCUCUCCUGACCGUUGGCAGCCAGGCCGCGCCCAAGGACGACGUCCUGCAGCUCGGCGAGGCCGGUGCGGCGCAGAUCGUCGCUGUCAAGGCCGAGGGCGAGGAGCGCGGUCUUGCCGGCUACUUCGAGAAGAACAAGUCUGGCAUUGCCAGCGUUCUGGGUGCCAAUGGCUUGCCUCCUUCCCCUACCAAUAUCAACACUGUCGCCAAGGAGUCUCAGUCCACAUACCAACUCGGCACAGAGAACGGUUACCCCGAUAUGUGA